Messenger RNA from Neltuma alba, 897 nucleotides. RefSeq lists its product as uncharacterized. The transcript has 2 exons. The record is from RefSeq and is a predicted model, not a curated record. The coding region runs from base 1 to 897 and encodes 298 amino acids. NCBI's taxonomy places the organism in Eukaryota, Viridiplantae, Streptophyta, Magnoliopsida, Fabales, Fabaceae.
AUGGGAAUGGAUAAUGACGCGCCUUAUCUUCCCCCAGAAAUACAGGCCAAAAAAAAAUCUUCCCCCAGAAAUCAUCAGAGGCAUCCUCAAACGACUUCCGGCAAAGAUUGGAAAAAUCUUGUAAAAAACCCAUAUUUCAUCGCGGAACACCUUCAACAAUCCAGUCAUCAAAACCCUUCUCUUCUUCUUUUCCAAUGGAAUAGAAGUGAUAAUCCUUCGUGCUGGCCGUUGCGUUUGCUGGAUUGCGGUUUGCAUGUCUGUGAAAUUGAUAAAGUACCUUUCAUCAAUUCCUUGGCGAGUACAAGGAUAGUCGAUUCCUGUAAUGGCCUGCUUUGUGUUGAAACCAGAUUUGGUUUCAACCCAAUAGUUAAUGAUUACAAGAUAGUAAGAACUUAUGUUGCUGAUUGUUGUGUUAAUCGAGUGGAAGUGUUUUCUAUAAGUAGAGAGUUAUGGAAGGCAAUAGAUGUUGGAAACUUAAAGGGAGUGCUACUUGAUUCUGAAACUGUCACAGCUAAUGGAUCCAUACUCUGGAUUGGGUUAGAUCUACGUCUAUAUGAGGCGGGUGAAGACAAUAUUGAGGUUAAGGAGGGUGAAUAUGAUGUUAGGGUGAUAGUUUCAUUUGACAUAGCAAAGGAAGUGUUUACUUUGAUACCAAAGCCCCAUUUAGACUAUGGUACACCUAUGAAGCUUACUGCUUAUGAGAACAAACUUGCCAUGCUUUGUGACAUUGGGAAAGGCGAUGACGGAACAUCUAAUCUGAUUGAUUUGUGGGUGUUAGAUGAGGGUAAAUAUUCUUCUGGGGAGACAUGGAGCUGGACUGCAAGAUAUGCAGGCAGCCCCUUUCUAUGCCGGAGAAGCCAUUCUUUUCUUAGCAUGAUAUAUUCAAUGACUGUCUAG